Messenger RNA from Archocentrus centrarchus (flier cichlid), 1000 nucleotides. RefSeq names its product paramyosin-like. Bases 41 to 1000 code for a protein of 319 amino acids. Lineage: Eukaryota; Metazoa; Chordata; Actinopteri; Cichliformes; Cichlidae. The transcript has a single exon. The record is from RefSeq and is a predicted model, not a curated record.
AGAUGAUAAAUGGGCCCAAGUGGAGUCUGUGGAGGCAAAAAUGCAGGCAGAGAUUGAAAGACUGAAUUCUGCACUGCGUGCUCUUCAAGAAAAGCGCGAUUCUCUCCUGGAUCAGAACAAGCGUGUUAUUGAUGAGCUGGUCCGGGUUAAAAGCCAGAAAGGUGAACAAAAGGAGGAGAUUUUGAGGCUUAUGAAAGCUAACAGAAACCUUGAAGACCAAUGGGCAAAGGCUGAAAACGAUAAGCAGGCCCUAGUGGAGUCUGUGGAGGCAAAAAUGCAGGCAGAGACUGAAAGAUUGAAUUCUGUACUGCAUGAUCUUCAAGAAAAGCACGAUUCUCUCCUGGAUGACAACAAGAGCGUUGCUGCUGAGCUGGUCCAGGUCGAAAGCCAGAGAGAUGAACAAAAGGAGGAGAUUUUACAUCUUCUGAAUGCUAUCACAGAUCUUGAAGGCCAAUGGGCAAAGGCUGAAGAUGACAAACGGGCGCAAGUGGAGUCUCUGGAGGCAAAAAUGCAGGCAGAGAUUGAAAGACUGAACUCUGCACUCCGUGAUCUUCAAGAAAAGCAUGAUUCUCUCCUGGAUCAGAACAAGCGUGUUGCUGCUGAGCUGGUCCAGGUUGAAAGCCAGAGACAUGAACAAAAGGAGGAGAUUUUAAGGCUUAUGAAAGCUAACAGAAACCUUGAAGUCCAAUGGGCAAAGGCUGAAGAUGAUAAGCAGGCCUUAGUGGAGUCUGUGGAGGCAAAAAUGCAGGCAGAGACUGAAAGACUGAAUUCUGUACUGCAUGAUCUUCAGGAAAAGCACGAUUCUCUCCUGGAUGACAACAAGAGCAUUGCUGCUGAGCUGGUCCAGGUUCAAAGCCAGAGAGAUGAACAAAAGAAGGAGAUUUUAAAACAUGUAAAAGCUAUCACAGAUCUUGAGACCAACGGGCAAAGGCUGAAGAUGAUAAAUGGGCCCAAGUGGAGUCUGUGGAGGCAAAAAUGCAGGCAGAGAUUGAAAGACUGA